Humulus lupulus (European hop) is the source of this 1226-nucleotide messenger RNA. RefSeq names its product mitochondrial ATP-independent inner membrane protease subunit 2-like. The record is from RefSeq and is a predicted model, not a curated record. Gene Ontology annotation, molecular function: serine-type endopeptidase activity. Lineage: Eukaryota; Viridiplantae; Streptophyta; Magnoliopsida; Rosales; Cannabaceae. The transcript has 5 exons. Bases 99 to 710 code for a protein of 203 amino acids.
UUUUUUAGGGGUUUAAGAAAAUUAAAAGGGUAUAGGUGAGGACUAAGGACUUGAAUCGAAUCGUGGCCAUAUUAACACCAAAAACCACCGAGUUUGCAAUGGUCUCCCUCUCGACCUGGUUCCGAUACGUAGCCCACAAGUUUGAGUAUUCCGUCGCUCUCAGCUGGAAGAAUUAUAAAAGAGGUCAAAUUACUGACAGAGAAGUGGGUGAUGCCGUAUGGAGAAAUCUUCUUCAAGGAAGGCUAUCAUACUUGCAUUGGAACAAAGGAGAGGAGAUGACCCCAACUGUUGGUGGAGGGACUCUUCUUGUCCGGAAACUACCAGCUACUGACCCAGCGCAUGUUUUUGUUGGAGAUGUAGUAGUAUUGAAGGACCCCGAUAACCCAGAAAGUUAUAUAGUACGAAGAGUGGCUGCUAUUGAAGGGUAUGAAAUGGUGUCUACUGAUGCAAAUGAUGAGCCUUUUGUUCUUGAAAAGGACGAGUGCUGGAUCUUGGCUGACAACGAUAAAUUGAAGCCCAAGGAAGCCAAUGACAGUCGUAAAUUUGGUCCAGUUCCCAUGACAGACGUAGUUGGUAGAGUCAUGUAUUGCCUCCGAACAGCUGUGGAUCAUGGACCUGUGAAGAAUAGUCUCUACGGCAUGCGAAAAGAUAUGCCAGUGUUGAUGGUUGAACUGGACGUCGAUGAGCUGGCUAAAAAUCACAAAGCCUGAAGGCUGCAAGCUGCUCCCUCUGCAUAAAGCGCUGGCUCAUUUAGUUUGUAUGUAUUGCUUUCCCCCCAUUUUCUUAUGGGAUAAUUUUACCCUUCUUUCAUUCCUUUUCUCCUUUUUCCCCUAGUGGUUUGAAAGGAAAAGAAAAAGUAAAUAAACAAAUAUGGGAUUUAUAGGUUGGUCAUCACUUCAGAGAUGGUGGUCGAUUUAUGGCUGACCAAGUUGAGAAAUGGGAUCUUUCUUUUUUCAUAUUGAAGAAUACAAAACGGCCUGUGUAUCAAAAGUUUUAAGUCUCAAACUAUUUGUAAGCUUUUCUAAUAACAUUAUUGUUGUCUGGAAAACUUAUCACAAUAGAAGAAAAUCCACUCAUGUGGUCUCUAAUUUAGUAAUAUCUGGGUUCUUAUGUUUUAGAAGCCAUUUCUGGGUUUCAUUCCCAUGUAAGAUGAACCAGCUAUCUUUCCUUUGAAGAAUUUAAUUCAGAGGUUGUAUACUCUUCAAUAUGUGAAUUUCUUUCUCUUC